Molecule: messenger RNA, 1530 nt
Organism: Letharia columbiana
Lineage: Eukaryota; Fungi; Ascomycota; Lecanoromycetes; Lecanorales; Parmeliaceae
Exons: 4
Coding region: 1-1530 (509 amino acids)
Molecular function (GO): heme binding; iron ion binding; oxidoreductase activity, acting on paired donors, with incorporation or reduction of molecular oxygen
Source: RefSeq, a predicted model, not a curated record
AUGGUCAUGGGCGACCUUCUCUCUCCCAUCCUUUCACUCGUACUGGGAGGAACCGUAUUAGCUGCGCUGUAUCUACUCACCCGGCGCCUUGCAACCCGUAGAGCCCAACAGAAGAUUAUCAAGCAGUGCGGCUGCAAACCCCCUGCCAAAUUCCCUCUAAAAGAUCCUUUCUUCGGCAUAGACGCCAUUUACGACGCCCUUCGCGCCGCCAAAACCAAAAGUUUUCUGGAUCACAAGAAGGGUCAUUAUGAACGCUAUGGCAAUACCUUUUCUUCUAAGCUUUCAACCUUGUCUGUCAUCAGUACGAUCGAACCCGAGAAUAUUAAGACAGUUCUUUCAACAGCAUUCAAAGAUUACGUUGUUGGAGCACCCAGGCGUGAUGCCUUUUUCCCAGUUCUUGGAAACAGCGUUCUUCUUGCCGAUGGUGCACAAUGGGAGCAUUCGCGAGCCCUACUCCGUCCGAGUUUUGCAAGCAGCCAAGUCUCUAACUUGUCAACAUUAGAUACUCAUGUGGAGAAUCUCAUCAGAGCCAUACCACGUGAUGGAUCAGCAGUAGAUCUGGGUGACUUGUUUCAACGUUAUACAGCUGAUGUGACCACUGAUUUUAUGUUCGGCGAGUCGAUCCAGUCCCUGUCGCACCCGAAAUCCUUCCAAGAUCACCUGAUGAGAGCAUUUCGAGACGCUCAAACAGGCGGAGAGCGACGGUUCCGCCUGGGCAGCUUCGCGAAAUUUGUGCCACAACCAACGUUCUACCAGGCAGUCAACCGGGUGCACACAUAUGUGGAUGCACACAUUGACAAAGCGAUCAAACAACAUGAAAUGCUACAGCAAUCGCACAAUGAUCCAGGCCAAGAGCAUGGAAAAUACGUCUUUUUGCACGAGCUCCUCAAGCUCACUGGUGAUGGACAGACCCUUCGAAAUGAGCUCAUUGCCAUCUUUUUCGCGGGGCGUGACACUACAAGUGCCCUUCUAUCGAACCUGUUCUUUGUCCUCGCCAGAAAUCCUCACAUCUGGCAGCGCCUUCGUGACGAGGUCAAUCAACUGCAAGGGCGGAAGCCAACCUUGGAUGAGCUUAAAGCUAUGAAGUAUCUGGGAUGCUGCUUGAAUGAAGCACUUCGGCUCUAUCCUGUAGUCCCGGCAUCGUCGCGUGUUGCAGUCAGAGAUACGGUCCUUCCGGAAGGUGGGGGAGUCGACGAAAAGUCUUCGGUCUUCGUGCCUGCCGGGACUCUGGUGGUUUUCCAUUACUUUGCUCUUCACCAACGGAAAGAUCUCUGGGGCCCUGACGCAGGUGAAUUCCGGCCAGAGCGCUGGCAGAACGAAAAGACAUCUUGGAAAUUCUUGCCGUUUGGUGGCGGGCCCAGAAACUGCAUUGGUCAGCAAUUCGCUCUCACUGAGGCCUCGUAUACAACCGUUCGUCUAGUGCAGACAUUUUCAGCUGUGAUGAGCCGCGAUACCGAACCAUGGACGGAAAGCUUAGGUGCUACUUGUAGCUCUGCGAAUGGAGUGAAGGUAGCCAUGACACCGUGCUGA